Exophiala xenobiotica is the source of this 2762-nucleotide messenger RNA. RefSeq lists its product as uncharacterized. The record is from RefSeq and is a predicted model, not a curated record. The transcript has 2 exons. Gene Ontology annotation, biological process: positive regulation of transcription by RNA polymerase II. NCBI's taxonomy places the organism in Eukaryota, Fungi, Ascomycota, Eurotiomycetes, Chaetothyriales, Herpotrichiellaceae. The coding region runs from base 172 to 2541 and encodes 789 amino acids. Gene Ontology annotation, cellular component: nucleus. Gene Ontology annotation, molecular function: transcription cis-regulatory region binding; DNA-binding transcription factor activity, RNA polymerase II-specific; zinc ion binding.
CUUCUGUUGGACCCUUUUCCCAACAGCAUUCGUGCUUACCGAGUAUACCCAGAGUCAUUAUCCCCGUCUAUGAAUCAUGUAGCUUGUCCACACGAAUCCUUACUGCCGCUACAUCUUUGCCUCGAUCAGCUCGGCGUCCAGGUAUGAAGACUCCAAGAUAUCACCACCCAAAUGCCUAGAUCAAAAUCCGAGAGACAACGUACCAGGACAUUAACAGGCUGCUACACCUGUCGUGGGCGCAAGCUGAAGUGUGACGAUGGUCGUCCGGCCUGCAAGCGGUGUACUGCACUCGGUGUCGCGUGUCAAGGUUAUGAGAUCAAGUUAUCCUGGCUGGCUUACGACCCAGGCUGUUCUCAAACCAAGAAGGCAGGCACUGAACCUGGGCAGCCUAGCAGAUCAGCAAAUGGUAGGAAUAAUGGCGCAAAAGAGCCUACUAUCCGCCGUCGUCCUCUGUUUACAGAGCGCGAGAGAGCGGGCAUGAUCUUCCAAAUCCAAAGGUGCUUUUUGAACGGCGACCAAGAUGGGAACAUCGACCAGGCAAUCGACAACAUCGACGCGCUGGCUGAAGAGCUUGACAGUCAUUCUCAACAUGGCCAAGAUACCGGCCCUUUUGGCUUUUUCGUCCUCGAACCUUCUACUCAGUCUGAAGUGACCCAUGAUGAAGACUUCACCACCCCGGAUGCGAUCACUGGGGAGAAGGAAUCCAGCGAAGGACUUGUACAAGGGGAAUUGUUCCACAUGGACAACAGUUAUGCGCUUGGGCCGGAUGAGCCCGCAAUGCCCUGGCUAAUCGGCAUGGAUGAAAUGACAUUACCUUGGCUUGACGAGGAGAAUAAUGUCUUGGGACCAACAAUGACAGAUCUAGUUCCUCACCAAGGACCCGAUGUCUCAGGCCAGUCCGGAGAUGAUAGCUAUUCCGAUGGACGCUUCGCAGCAUUCGACUUAGACCAGGCUACAGCCGCCAUGCAUGGCUUUAUUACACCAUCCUUUGGCAAGGAGCCGUUGCCCGCAAUUUGCACAAGGACCGAAGGAGUGUUCUUCGACAUAUCAGAGCAGUCACACUGGACAGGUUACUCAAGUUUGAACCGUAUCCCAAGGUCAUUGUCCAACAUGGAAAACAUCUCGCGUAUACCAUCCGAGGCCCGCUUCCUGCUCGAACACUAUUCCACUGAGGUGGUUUCCUUCAUGUGUCAUUUGCCAAAUCCCCAGUCGCCCUGGAGGACCAUUCAUUUCCCCUGUGCCAUGAGCACUAUGGCAGACCUGUUAGUGUUCGGAAGUACCAACAAUGCUAGAUUGGCGCUCUUCUAUGCUCUUCUCUCCGUCUCGGCCAAUCAUCUAGGCUCCAAGAUUCCAUGGUCUGCACAACUCGAGAGACGAUCUCAAGAUGCGGCAAGAGAGUCGGAAUCCAAUUCCCUUUUGGACACGAAUGACUCGAGAGAAAUGUCCAACUAUUGGUUGGCAAAGGGAUCCUUGUUCCAAGACAUGGCCACUUCGCAGAUACUGACCUGUUUGCAGAUCCAACAAGGAAACUCCGAGAAUCAAGAAGACUAUCGGGAGCUACUGAUGAGCUUAUUGAGUAUGGUGACAAUAAGCGUUACAAGCGGCAAGCUCAACAGUGCUCAUAUUUACCUUCAACGAGCAAAGAAGCUGAUCGAGAUAUUCGUUGCGCGGUCUCACGACUCAUCCUUCAAAUCUAGCAAGAUUGCAGCCUUGCAUCAAAUAUAUUCAUAUCUGCAGAUCAUUUACAACAGCACGAAUGUCUCUAGAACAGUGGGAUCUUCUGAAUCUGAGCACUACGGCCUUGUACAGCAUUUCCACGAAGGAGACAUGGGAGGCUUUCCUGCUACAACUGUGGGUCCGCUGCUACCGCCGUCACUUGAGUCCAGCUUGGAUUCCCUCGCUCAGCACAGGGACGACUACCAGCUGUUCGGCAAAAUAUACGGUGUGCCGCGAUCCCUGCUGACCCUCAUAUCGCGGGCGUCUGCACUAGCCAACGAAUUGGAAGAAGAGGAGGGAAGCCCAAACAGCAGCUCUCCCAGCAGUUACAAUUUUCGGCCCCGGUGCCAGCUAUUGGAAGACCAAAUCUGCAACUGGCAGCCUAUCGACGACGAGUUAUCUCCUGUGCAACCUUCGUCUACUUAUGACCCUCAAGUCGGAUCCCACCUGGUUCAAGCCAUGCACGAUGCUUUGACGGUCAUGUUCUUUCGCAGAGUCAGGCCCAUCAAUCGGACCGUGCUUCAGCACUACGUCGAGAGUGCUGCCGACCACCUCAAUGAACAAGAAGCGGUCAAGGGACGAAUAGGCAUCAACGCGCCCGCUCUUCUUUGGCCGUGGUUUAUGGUCGCGUCGGAAGCGAUCAGAGAGACGAUUCGAGACAAGCUGCGCUUGUGGUCGAGCCUUGCAAGACAAUACGGCGGACGAAAUCUCGAGAUAGCCGAGCAGGUAGUGACCGAGGUCUGGAGGAGGCACGACCUGGAGCUACCGAACUCUACCUGGGUUGACGUUGUACGGGAAUGGGGUGUAACGCUUGUUCUAACCUGAAUGUUCUUCCAUCAAUUGUACAGUGUCAAAUCAAUCCGCUAUUUCAACGCUGGCUCCUCCAUCCUGUGCUGCACGCUUGAGUUGCCACUGAUGUGAGAUGAGCAAAUAGUUAGGCUCGACGACAAGCUGAUAGCAGGAGUGGGAUUUGGUGCGUCGUGGGUCCGCGUACCGGCCAACAUUUGCAUUUCCUCACCAACUCUUAGUUAUUCCCCUUGUGAUGG